AUGAAUGAGCAUUAUGAUGUAAUCAUUCUCGGCACAGGACUGAAGGAAUGCAUCCUGAGCGGACUUCUCUCACAUUAUGGAAAGAAAAUUCUCGUUCUCGAUAGAAACCCCUACUAUGGCGGAGAAACGGCGUCCCUCAAUUUAACCAACCUGUACAGCACGUUUAAGCCAAAUGAGAAGAUUCCUAGCAAGUAUGGCGAGAAUAGACACUGGAACGUGGACCUGAUUCCGAAAUUUAUCCUGGUGGGCGGAAAUUUGGUAAAGAUUCUGAAGAAAACGAGGGUAACCAAUUACCUAGAAUGGCUAGUCGUCGAAGGAUCCUACGUGUACCAACACCAGAAGAAGGGGUUGCUCUAUUCGGAGAAGUUCAUUCACAAAGUGCCCGCCACCGAUAUGGAAGCGCUCGUCUCCCCACUAUUGUCACUCAUGGAAAAAAAUAGAUGUAAAAAUUUUUACAAGUAUGUAAGCGAGUGGGAUGCUAACAACAGAAAUACCUGGGAUGGUUUAGACCCCUACCGAUUGACCAUGAUGGACAUAUAUAAGUACUUCAAUUUAUGUCAGCUGACCAUCGACUUUCUUGGCCAUGCAGUAGCACUUUACCUGAAUGAUGACUAUCUGAACGAACCAGCUUACAAAACCUUGGAGAGGAUCAAACUGUACAUGCAAUCCAUUUCAGCCUUUGGAAAGUCCCCAUUUAUUUACCCUUUGUAUGGCCUGGGAGGAAUUCCAGAAGGUUUCUCCAGAAUGUGUGCAAUUAAUGGAGGCACAUUUAUGUUAAACAAAAAUGUUGUCGAUUUUGUUUUUAAUGAAAAUAAAAAAGUGUGUGGUAUAAAAUCAAGUGAUGGAGAAAUUGCCUACUGUGAUAAAGUAAUUUGUGAUCCUUCUUACGUUACGCAUUUAAAAGACAAAGUUAAAAAAAUCGGGCAAGUCAUCAGAUGUAUAUGCAUUUUAAGUAACCCCAUCCCGGAGACCAACGAUAUAAAUAGUUGUCAAAUUAUUAUUCCUCAAAAUCAGCUAAACAGGAAGAGUGACAUUUAUAUAAAUUUGGUCUCCUUCCAACAUGGUGUUUCACUUAAGGGUAAAUAUAUUGCUAUCGUGUCUGCUACCGUUGAAACGAACAACCCAAUAAAGGAGAUCGAGAAACCCCUUGAACUUUUGGGACCUAUUGAGGAUAAAUUUGUGAAGAUAUCCGACCUCUACGUUUCCACAACGAACAAACCAGACGAUAACAUUUUUGUUACUUCGUCCUAUGAUGCUACUUCCCAUUUCGAAACCGCCACUAAUGAUCUUCUUCAAAUUUGGGAAAACCUUUUCGGGGAGAAACUCAACUUUGAUGACCUCAAUAACAAGGCGGAUAAUGAAUGA
Molecule: messenger RNA, 1365 nt
Organism: Plasmodium knowlesi strain H
Lineage: Eukaryota; Apicomplexa; Aconoidasida; Haemosporida; Plasmodiidae
Product: rabGDI protein, putative
Exons: 4
Coding region: 1-1365 (454 amino acids)
Biological process (GO): small GTPase-mediated signal transduction; protein transport; vesicle-mediated transport
Cellular component (GO): cytoplasm
Molecular function (GO): Rab GDP-dissociation inhibitor activity
Source: RefSeq, a predicted model, not a curated record